Messenger RNA from Plutella xylostella (diamondback moth), 3668 nucleotides. Its product is annotated as cell adhesion molecule CEACAM5. Gene Ontology annotation, molecular function: protein binding. The record is from RefSeq and is a predicted model, not a curated record. Lineage: Eukaryota; Metazoa; Arthropoda; Insecta; Lepidoptera; Plutellidae.
GAGUUACUCGCGCAUGCGCCGUGGGCCUGUCAACUUGCGCCCUUAGUAAUAUCGCGACUGUCGUAGCGCGCACACGUUCAAACGACACGGGGUUGAGAGCCGAUCUUAUUGCCUCAACGGUUUAAUCGGAUGCGGUGAAUGAAAAAAUUACAGGCGCACUUUUUGGCGGGAGCUUUGAAUUUGAAUUAAGAAGUGUACGUUGGAUUUCGAAUGUUCGUUGUGUGAGUGAGCGAUGUGUUUGUGACGAGUGAAGUUUCAGGGGAAAGACGAACCAACUGUGCGCGGGCGCUUUGCGAAUGGAAGCGAGGCAACUAGUCGCUCGGGGUCGCGAGUGUCUUGUGUUUUUCCUUUCGUGUUGUGAUUUAGAUAGAAAAAUAAAUGUAUGCCGAGAUUAUCCAGAGAAUAUCCAUGACGUUACUGCUUCUGGUGGUGACGUCGUCGCCGUCCGCCACACUCAACACCAUUAUGGCGGGCAGUUCGCUCUCAUCGGUGCCGGGCACAGUGACGCGCGUGGCGGCGGUGGUCGGCGGCGACGCGCAGCUGCCGUGCGACGCGCGCCCGCCGCAACGCAACGACAGCUUACUGCUCGUCGUGUGGUACCGCGACGAUAACCCCGUCUACAGUUACGACACGCGGGUGCCGGGCCCGACCGCCCACUGGUCGGAGGAGGCGAUGUCGGAACGCGCGCGGUGGCUCGGAUCGCCUACCUCGGCGCUGCUGGUGCGUUCCGUGGAGGCCAGGGACCGCGCCAUCUACCGGUGCCGCGUCGACUUCCAGGUGUCACCGACGAGGAACUACAGGAUCGCGCUCGAUGUUAUUGAAUUGCCGAGCAAACCUGUGAUUUUUGAUGAAUUCGGCAAGGAGAUCGAUGGAGUCGCGGGCCCCUACAGUGAGGGAGGCAGCUUCAGGCUCACCUGCUCUGUCAACGGUGGCAACCCGACCCCGCGCGUGCAGUGGCUGCAAGGGGACGUGGUCCUGGCCACGCUGGGCGCCGGCGAGGCGCGCGACGGCCCGAGGUCGCUGACCCUGGAGGUGCACAACGCAACGCGUGCGCAGCUCUCGUCUGCCUACACCUGCACGGCGGAUAACACGCUGCUGGCGGCGCCGCAGCGGGCUAGUGUUAGAGUGGAGCUUUAUUUGCGUCCACUAUCCGUGGAGAUCCUGUCUCGCGAGCAGCCGCUGUCAGUAGGCCGCGUGGCCGAGGUGGGCUGCGUGACGUCAGGAGCGCGCCCGCCCGCCCUCAUCACCUGGCGGAUGGGCGGGCGGGUGCUCAGCAGUGAUAGCGAGCAGAGGCACUCAGAGAACGGAAACGAGACUCAAUCGGUCCUCCGCCUCACUCCUUUGAAGGAGUACAAUGGGCAAAUCCUCACUUGCAGAGCUGAGCAUCCAAAGCUAAACCACUCCGCCAUUGAAAGCAAACUACUGUUAAAUAUAUACUACGUGCCGGUUACCACGAUGCUGCUCGGAGCCAAGAUGAACCCCAAUGAUAUUGAGGAAGGCGAUGACGUCUACUUCGGGUGUGAGGUCGACGCCAACCCGCCCGCUUAUAAAGUGGUCUGGGAGCAUAAUGGCAUCCAACUGCAGCACAAUCCGUCAAACGGAGUGAUCCUGACAGGCAACAACAACCUGGCGUUACGAAACGUGUCGAGGCUGCAGGCAGGCAAAUAUACCUGCACAGCCUCCAACGUGGAGGGCGACGGGAAGUCGCCGCCUCUGUCCCUGCAGAUUGUCUACAGGCCACUAUGCCGCAAGCGCGAGGUGCGCCUCAUCGGUGCGGCGCUACAGGAGGCGGCCUCGGUGCUGUGCGAGGUGGACGCCUUCCCCGCGCCCGACACCUUCGAGUGGACGCUCAACAACUCCGCCGGGUCCAUCAAGGUUGAUCCUGAGCGGUUCACCACAGAAGGCAAGGAGGGUCGCUCCGUCCUAUCCUACACUCCGGUUUCGGACGCCGACUACGGGUCGUUGUCCUGUCGCGCGACCAACCUGGCGGGGCAGCAGAUCGCGCCGUGUAUCUACACGCUGCUGCCGGCGACCACGCCCGACCCGCCGACUAAUUGUACUGUGUAUAACCUCACGCAUGACUCGCUGGACCUCACGUGUGUUACUGGCUACGACGGCGGUCUCCACUGCAUCUACGUGGCCGAGGUCUGGGCCAACGAGGGCCUCGUCACCAACUCAACCAACUCAGCGGCGGUGUGGAGCCUCAGAAGACUGGGCGCCAAGAGACAGCUGACGAUCGUGGUGUACGCGUCCAAUGCGAGGGGACGGUCGGAGCAUAUCACGUUUACGGUGGAAACUGCGCCGCGGUUGUCACCGAGGACAGAAGCGCAAGAGGCGUGGGAGGUGAGCUGGGCGCUGGGCGGCGUGCUCGGCGCGGCGCUCACCGUCGCCGUGGUGCUGUGCCUCGCGCUCAUCACCACCAGGCUGCGGCAGCGGGCGAGGGACUACGAAGUGACGGUGCCAUCUUCCAAAAUCCAGAAGGCGUCGUUGCCGAAAAGGAAUUCCCCCCACCCCCCCGACGACAGGAACCCAGACCUCAUCCCUUUGAGUAAAGGUGUGGCGGAGUGUCCGCCCGAGCCGCCGCCCUACGCCGCCGUCGCCGCCUCGCCGGAGAAGAGCUCAAGUAGCGCGCACAGCUUGGCCCACCACUCGCACUCGCCUAGCACGCCGCUUUCGCCGCACUCGCAAUACCCAGACUCACAGAGUGAGUCGGGCAAGACGCACAACGGCACGCUGCGGUCGCAUCGCGAGGUGGUCACGACGCGGACGCCGCUGCUGGCGGGGCACCAGGAGAGCUGUGUAUAGAACCAUACUGGAACCGUACUGGACCCGUACUGGACCCGUACUGGAACCGUACUGGAGCCGUACUGGAACCUACUGUAAGUUAGUCUAAUUGAAGAGCUUCCUGCCGCAUCCGGUUAGAAAUUGGGUCUUUAUUAAUAUAAUUGAAGUAAUAUACCCUGAUUACACCUACCGAGGGAAGUGGCAGAGACAGUUUCCUCGGUCAAUUGCUAGUUCAUUGGUCGAGGAAGAUACUAUCUCGCACUCUACUCGGUAGGUGUAACAAGGGUAUAAGGAUGUUUUGGAUUUGUUUUGUAUAAAAUUAUCAAAGUUUCUAAUCGGAUACGAGGAUGGUUAAUGAAAGGCUGUUUUUUUAAAGAGUAUAUUGUCAGUCUUGCAUUUAAUACUAGUGUAAAUUUUCUUCUAUGACUCUUAAGCCAAUUUUACAAUGAUUUAUUAUAAUUACCAAAUUAAAGUUAUUUUCUAAAAUAGCUCCGAGUUUAUUGUCGUUAUCAUGUACAGAAAGAUAAUGUUAAUCGUAAAAUAAAAUGAUACUUAUACUUACUUGUAAAUAUAUUGAAUAAAGAUUUUAUUUUUGUUUUCUAAUAAGUAAUAGGUGAAUUUGAAACUGUUCUACGAUUAUAAUUUAAACUAAGAUAAUGUAAAGUAACGUAUAUUUUAAUAGAGAUAAUGUGAAACAAUAAAAAAUACUAACACAUUUGAACAGUUCAUAAAAGAAAAAAAUAUGCUCAUUAAUAAUGGAAUAUAUGAAUUUAUGUACUGCACAAAAUAUUGUUUCCGAAACAACAUGAAUGUUCGAUAGACAAGUAUGAUAUGCAGAGAUUUUUUAUUUACAUUGUGAUUCAAUAAAAUGUUAAAAUUUUAAA